AUGGCCCAACGCAACCUAGCUCUGCAAGAACGCGUGUCGUACGUCGUGUCUGUAACCAAGCAUGCCGACGACGACCCCAACGACCUGGACGGGUACAAGGGUGAGAGAGCUACCCCUCUUGACCUGGAAGACGGCGCCCUUCGUGAAGGGGGUGCGUUAAACUACACAUCCCCUGCCGUUCUCGUGUUGCUGUUUCAAUACGCGGUCGUGGGGAUCUGUCUCGGGGGCAUCUCUGGCAUCAAGUUGCCGGUGCUCACCAACUACUUUGGGAUGGAAUCUGCUGCCAUCAACUCGGCCACGGGACUCAUGAGUUUGGGGUGGUCGUUCAAGGUGGUCUAUGGCAUGCUCUCGGAUUGUUUCCCCAUUACGGGGUACAGCCGCAAGCCGUACAUUCUGCUCGGGUAUACUCUCACUUCUCUUUGCUUUAUCGUCAUUGCGUUGAAACCUGCGGGGGACGCCGUGGGUGCUAACAGUUCCCCCGACGACGUCAAGACCACCCAGUCGCACGGGUCGCUCCUCGCCCUUCUUUGCGCCGUUGCAUGCUUUUGCUACAUCAUGGCCGACGUUGCCUGCGAUGCCAUGGUGGUAGAAUACGCCCAGCGCGAACCCGACAAUGUCCGCGGUCGCUUGCAAUCGUCAGCCUACGCCACUCGCUACAUCUUCAACGCGCUUAUAACCGCCGUGAGCGGGUUCCUCUUGAACUCGAAGCGGUAUGGUGGCACGUUUUCGUUUGAGAUCAGCGUGAACGCGUUUUUUUGGGUCCUUGCCGUGCCUUGUGUCCUCAACGUGCUCUUAGUGUUUCGCUUCAUGAAAGACCGCAAGCGCCGCGCCAUUCGCUUUGCCACGUACUUUGCCGAAGUGUUCCAACUCAUCCAACAACGCGCCGUGCUGCAAGUGAUGGGGUUCAACUUUAUGUUCAACCUGUUCUCGUCCGGCAUUACGUCACUCGCCGGCAGCUACAUUCAAGUGUACUGGGCGCACGUGGAACCGGUCAAUAGCUCCAUCGCCACCGUACUCACGUACUUGUUGUUCUCGGCCACACUGUUUGCUGUGGGCAAGUGGGGGACCAACUGGAACUGGCGCUUCAUCUUGAUCAUCACGACGUUGUCUGCCAGUGCCAUCGAUGCCAUCGCGCAGUUCCUCACGAUCUACAACAUUGUACGCAGCCAGUGGUUCUACCUUGGCAUCCCCCUCACAGAAUACAUCCCCAUCGGCAUCCAAUUCGUCGUCGGCACCUUCGUCAUUGUCGAGCUUGCCGGUGACGGAAACGAAGGGCUGACCUACGGCCUGCUCACGACCGUGUCCAACCUACCGUUGGUGUUUGGAACAAUGGUCACCAACGUGUACUCAACCCAGCUCAAAGUGGCCAAGGCAGACAUCAAGACGGACACACCAGACGUUCGCAACGACGCCGCCUACUCGUACUUGAUUGUGUACGCCACAACUGUCAUUGCGUGCUGCUGGACGUUGAUCCUGCCGCCGCAAAAGGCCGCCGUGAAAGAAUUACUCCGAAACGGGGGCAGAUACCCAAUGGCCGGCGCGUUCAUGGUUACCGCGAUCUUUGUCGUCCUUUGCAUUUCCGUUACGUCGAUCUUGUUGUCCAUGUUUGAAUCCACGUCGUGUUACCUCUUGGCCGGCGGCUCGGGGUGCUAA
Messenger RNA from Aphanomyces astaci, 1653 nucleotides. RefSeq lists its product as hypothetical. Bases 1 to 1653 code for a protein of 550 amino acids. The transcript has a single exon. The record is from RefSeq and is a predicted model, not a curated record. NCBI's taxonomy places the organism in Eukaryota, Oomycota, Saprolegniomycetes, Saprolegniales, Verrucalvaceae.